Messenger RNA from Peronospora matthiolae, 651 nucleotides. The record is from the annotation of a GenBank genome assembly. Lineage: Eukaryota; Oomycota; Peronosporomycetes; Peronosporales; Peronosporaceae.
AUGUACGAAGGGAUUGACAACCUGAAAUCCCUUUACGACCGUGCCGGGAAGACUUUCUCCGGCGGUCCUUCUGCGGCACAGGAUGUGCCGCGUCGUACUGCUCGACCAGACCCAGUACGUCAACCAUCAAUUGGGAGCGGGGCUCCCAAGAAUCCCAGGACGGGGGAUAGCCGCGCCACCGGACGAGGUAACUCGUCCGACGUCCGUUCACGUCGCGGUGGUUCAACAGCUGCUCAACUAGAUAGCGCUGGCCACCGCGAGAGUCCUCUAAUGGAGGUGGAGGAGGAGGAAAGACGCUCUCCACACGAUCAUGUGGAUCGGUGUGUUCCCGAGAGCUUCUUUGAUCGCGUAACGCAAGGGUUACGCGACGAUCUCGAGCAUGAGCGGAAUAGGCGUCUCCAGAUGGUGGACACUGCCUCGAAGCAUCGAGCUGAGUUUGCCUUUGCUCAGCUUGAGAACGAGAGAUCUCUGACAUCUCUUCGUGACGAGCUAAGGGUAGCUCGUGGGAUUGUUGAUCGGUCUCGGGAUCAGAUAGCUGCUCUUCAGACCCUUGUUGAUGCCCACCAUCGGGAGCACAAGGCUCUCUGCGAGAUGCUUGAGCGCAAGGGCGUUCUUCAUCGGAAGAAGCAGCGUACUGAUGGUACGGCUUAA